This is a messenger RNA of Pogona vitticeps (central bearded dragon), 3274 nucleotides long. RefSeq names its product G protein-activated inward rectifier potassium channel 1. NCBI's taxonomy places the organism in Eukaryota, Metazoa, Chordata, Lepidosauria, Squamata, Agamidae. Gene Ontology annotation, cellular component: plasma membrane. Gene Ontology annotation, biological process: potassium ion import across plasma membrane; regulation of monoatomic ion transmembrane transport. Gene Ontology annotation, molecular function: G-protein activated inward rectifier potassium channel activity. The record is from RefSeq and is a predicted model, not a curated record.
CACUUCACUUCCCUGCGCGAUUGGCCAAAGCCCGGGACUUCUGCUUCAGCCACCCGCCUCCGCCGCCUUCCGAACUGCUCGCCCUCCUGACUUCCAUCGACACCAAUCGCCGCCCCUCUGCUAGAGCCAGGAUCCGUCUCCCUUGGACGAAGACCGAGCCUCCCGAUCCAAACGUGCUGGGAAAGGACUGAGGGAGGAAAGGAAGGGAGACAAAGAAAGAAAGAAAAAACCAGAAAGCAAGCAAGAAGGGUGGGCGGGAGGCGAGAAGAUUUCUUCCCGCGCAUCGCUCCUGUUCCUCCGUCCCUCGGAAACCCGGCGGGCAGCGCGGAGCGGCUGGUCUUCUGCAAAAGAGAGGCGCCGCUCCCGCCGCCCUUCGCCCAAGAAGAGCGCCAAGUCCCGUCCUAGGGAGCUCCGUUCCGCCGAGCGCCUGAUCCCCAGGGAUCCGUAUAGCAAAGAAGAAGAAAGGACAACAGACAGCCCUCAGCCACCCCCCUUCGGUCUCUUGGACUCCGGCUGACCACCGCCAGGAACCCGAGCGAAGCCAGAUCGGGCUUGGCGUCCCGAACAGACCCUCCCCCCUUAAGCCGUCCCUUGGCGGGAAAGGCAUCGCUACAGCCAAACGCUUCCCUCCCCGCCCGCUUGUCCUGGAACCCGCUUCUCCUUGUCCGAGAGGGACCGCCGAGGCUUCCGUCUCAGCCGGCCGCCAGCCUACAGUCUGCGAAAGAUCAGAUCCUGCUACCCCGUGCGAGCUCACUUCGGUGUCCAUCCACCCACCCCCGAUCCAUAGGCACCAAACGGUCUCUGCCCUCUAGCCCCCGUUCCUGGCAUUCUCGGGGAGCCUGCAGCUCCCCCCAUACACACACACACACACACACCGGGCAAACCAGCCGAGGCAUGUGAAAACGAGACCUCCAGGAAGCCACUCCGGGACUACCUUCAAACCUUCCUGGCAGUGGACAUCGCCGGAAUACAGAAGUGGUCGCCGAGCCAAACCAGGUGAUUCUCUUCUUUUCUACUCCAGCAUCAGCCUUCAAGGAGAGGGAGCGGGUGGACGCAAUCCUGGACCAUCUAGGUUCGUUUUGUACUAUCUGGCAGUAGCCCAACCUGGGGGAAAAAAACACCACCAGAAUACGCUAGCCAGUGCCCAAAACAGAUCCCAGUAAGAAGGUGGUACUGGCCUCUUCCAGUGUCCUCCCAUGGUGAACGGAAGAGACGACCUGCCAGUCUUGCUCAGUCCUUCACCACCACCCCUUGUCAUGUAUUCCUGAGUCUAAUCUGCCCCUCCCCAGAAGACAAAGAACAUCCAUUCAGAUAAGUUCAGUUUAGGGGUGUGAAUCUAGAAGAGGCCACCGUCCAGUUUUGGUUCCUGCAGCGACAGCUCUGGGUAAGAAUCUAUUUAGCUGCAAACUAGUCAUUCUUCCUGAUCACAAUGUCGGUAGUGCGAAGGAAGUUUGGCGAUGAGUACCAAGCUGUGGUGGGUGCCUCAGCCCGCCGGAAGCGGCAGCGUUUUGUGGACAAGAAUGGACGCUGUAAUGUCCAGCAUGGUAACCUAGGCAGUGAGAACAGUCGCUACCUUUCGGACCUCUUCACCACCCUGGUGGACCUCAAGUGGCGCUGGAAUCUUCUUAUCUUCUUGUUGACCUACACAGUGGCUUGGCUGGUUAUGGCCUCCAUGUGGUGGGGGAUUGCUUAUCUCCGUGGCGACCUUGAGAUGCACCACAGUAACCACAACGGCGGACACAACCCAUGCGUAGCCAACGUCUACAACUUCCCAUCGGCCUUCCUCUUCUUCAUUGAAACGGAAGCAACCAUCGGCUACGGCCACCGCUACAUCACUGAGCGUUGCCCGGAAGGCAUUGUGCUUUUCCUCUUCCAGUCGUUGUUAGGCUCGGUAGUGGAUGCCUUCCUGAUCGGAUGCAUGUUCAUCAAGAUGUCACAGCCCAAGAAGCGGGCGGAGACCCUCAUGUUUAGCCGGGCAGCCGUCAUCUCCCAACGAGACGGAAAGCUCUGCCUCAUGUUCCGGGUGGGCAACCUGCGCAAUAGCCACAUGGUUUCGGCCCAGAUCCGUUGCAAACUCAUUAAGUCACGACAGACGCCAGAAGGCGAAUUCCUGCCACUAGACCAAUGCGAGCUUGAUGUUGGAUUCGGAACUGGGGCCGACCAACUGUUCCUGGUUUCUCCUCUAACCAUCUGCCAUGAAAUCAAUGACAAAAGCCCCUUUUUUGCCCUUUCGCAAAGAUCGCUGAGGAGCGAGCAGUUUGAAAUUGUUGUCAUCCUGGAAGGGAUCGUUGAAACCACAGGAAUGACAUGCCAAGCCCGAACUUCCUACACAGAAGAUGAAGUUCUCUGGGGUCACCGGUUCCUCCCGGUGAUGUCACUGGAAGACGGCUUUUUCCGCGUAGACUAUUCCCAAUUUCACGGUACGUUUGAAGUCCCGACUCCCCCCUAUAGUGUGAAAGAACAAGAAGAGAACUUAGCUCUCCCUUCUCCUGUGAACACCCCAACAGGGAGUAAUCGAAGCCGGAGGGAUAAGAUCUCUUCCCUCGACUGCCUGGAUAUUUUCGAAGACAAGAGUGGCCGGCUUCCCAGCAAGCUCCAGAAAAUUUGCUCUGGGAAGGGGGAUCUCCAGAGGGGGCUCCUCAGCCUUUGUUCCAACAACGUGGAGAAAGCAUGUAGCACUGGAGACCUCUUGAAAAUCCAGCACAUCAGUUCCGUCUGCAGCAUAGAGGAUGGGGGUGAGAAGAUUCAGUCCACAGUCUUCAAAACCAAGUCAGAGCUACUGGCUCGGUCUACCGGGAAUCUCGAACUGCAGCAGAAGCCUCAGGCCUUGCACAGCCUGGGCGCAAGGUUAGAUGACAAUUUGCCUGCCAAGCUGCGCAAAAUGAACUCUGGGCUCCUGUCCUGAAAAGAGCCGCCACCGUACAGAAAAUAACAACCAUGAUUGUGUUUUAAACUUCUAGAUUUCUCGGGUUAUUACUGUGAAGAAAAGGGGGUGGGGCAACGUUGUCCCACACCUGUUAUGGUUGUUGGACUACAACUCCCAUCAUUCCUGGUCAAUUCCCAAGCUGGCUGGGGCUGAUGGAAUUUUGGAGCCCAAGAACUACGAGAAAACUACAGGUCUGCCACUUCUGGUAAAGAGGGGUUCUGGGCUGCGGCCAUGCGCUACCAAUGUCAGCCUCCAAUUUGAAUAAGAAUAAAAAGCAUCACUUCAACUCAUAGUAAAAAUUGAUAGUUUUGUAAGCAGAGUUUGGGGAGGAACGCACAAUAGUGUAAA